Molecule: messenger RNA, 2098 nt
Organism: Erigeron canadensis
Lineage: Eukaryota; Viridiplantae; Streptophyta; Magnoliopsida; Asterales; Asteraceae
Product: glucose-6-phosphate 1-dehydrogenase, chloroplastic
Exons: 10
Coding region: 88-1941 (617 amino acids)
Biological process (GO): glucose metabolic process; pentose-phosphate shunt, oxidative branch
Cellular component (GO): chloroplast stroma
Molecular function (GO): glucose-6-phosphate dehydrogenase activity; NADP binding
Source: RefSeq, a predicted model, not a curated record
AGUGUAUUGUAUAUAAACCAUAGUUAAAUAUCUGUGACAUUGAUACUCAAAUCCUUUCCUGUUUGAUCAAAGUACAAUAAUACUUGCAUGGCUACACAAUUCAGUCCUUGUUGUUCAUCUUCCACCACUUUCUCACCUUCUUCCUCAUCAUCACUCAAUCAAGAAGCAUUUUCUUUUACAAAAAUUUUGAAUUUCUCAAGAAAAUCUUCUGCCCACAAAUGGGCUUUUAAAAUUCAGUCAAGAUUUAAUCCAAAAAACAACUUUGAACUCAAAUCCUCAAAUGGGUAUCCUCUUAAUGCAGUUUCUUUGCAAGAUGUCGGUUCAAACAAUGUUAUCAAUGAAUCGCUUCUGUCUCCUAUCAAACUGCUGAGACGCUUGUUCUUGAUUUCCUGUUAUCAUUGUCUGCUGGCUUUUCGAGUAGGUGCAGCAGAGAAGCCGUUAGCAAAAGAUUUCGUGUUGCCAGAACAAACUGAAACCAAUUUGAGUGUGACCAUUGUUGGUGCUUCAGGCGAUCUUGCCAAGAAAAAGAUAUUUCCUGCACUUUUUGCCCUCUUUUAUGAAGAUUGUUUACCUCAGACCUUCACUAUAUUUGGUUAUGCCCGAACCAAAAUGACCGAUGAGGAGCUAAGGGAAAUGAUUAGUAGAACUCUAACUUGCAGAAUCGACAAGAGAGAGAACUGUGGGGACAAAAUGGAAGAGUUUCUUCAAAGAUGCUUUUACCAUUCUGGUCAAUACAACUCUGAAGAAAAUUUUGCAGAAUUGGACACUAAGCUGAAACAGAAAGAGGAAGGAAAGUUGUCGAAUAGGUUGUUUUACUUGUCAAUACCUCCAAACAUUUUUGUGGACGUGGUUCGUUGUGCCAGUAGCAAAGCUUCUUCCAAAACUGGGUGGACAAGGGUAAUUGUGGAAAAACCAUUUGGGCGUGACUCGGAAUCGUCUGCUGAGCUAACAAGAAGCUUGAAGCAGUACUUGGCCGAGGAUCAAAUCUUUAGGAUAGAUCAUUACCUGGGCAAGGAGCUAGUAGAGAAUUUGUCAGUUCUUCGUUUCUCAAAUCUUGUUUUUGAACCACUUUGGUCGAGAAACUACAUUCGCAGUGUACAAUUUAUAUUUUCCGAAGACUUUGGUACAGAAGGGCGAGGAGGAUAUUUUGACAACUACGGAAUUAUCCGUGAUAUAAUGCAAAAUCACCUCCUACAAAUAUUAGCAUUGUUUGCAAUGGAAACACCUGUGAGUUUGGAUGCUGAGGACGUUAGAAAUGAAAAGGUCAAAGUCUUGAGGUCAAUGAGGCGCCUAGUGCUCGAUGAUGUAGUCGUUGGUCAAUACAAGGGUCAUAGCAAGGGGGGGAAGACGUAUUUAGGAUACACAGAUGACCCUACUGUCCCGAAUCACAGUGUCACUCCAACAUUUGCAGCAGCGGCUCUCUUCAUUGAUAAUGCCCGGUGGGACGGUGUUCCAUUUCUUAUGAAAGCUGGAAAGGCCCUGAAUACUAGACGGGCAGAGAUAAGAGUUCAGUUCAGACAUGUUCCCGGUAAUCUCUACAAAAGAAACUUUGGAACAGAUAUGGAUAAGGCUACAAACGAGCUUGUGCUUCGUGUGCAGCCUGAUGAAGCCAUUUAUCUCAAGAUUAAUAACAAGAUUCCUGGUAUUGGAAUGAGGCUCGACCGAAGUGACCUUAAUUUGCUCUACAGUCUGAGGUAUCCAAAGGAAAUUCCUGAUGCAUACGAGAGGCUUUUACUGGAUGCAAUUGAAGGAGAAAGAAGAUUGUUCAUUAGAAGUGAUGAGCUUGAUGCUGCUUGGUCUAUAUUCACGCCAUUGUUGAAAGAACUCGAAGCUAAAAAGAUUGCACCGGAGUUGUAUCCUUAUGGUAGCAGAGGACCAGUCGGAGCACAUUAUCUGGCUGCAAAGUACAACGUCCGGUGGGGAGAUCUUGCAGAAGAAUGACUGAUUUAUAUAUGUAUAUGUAUGUGUUAUUUCUUUCUUUUUGUCCUAUUUUUCCAAAAAAUGCUUUAUUAUGUGCUCCAAUAGCUCGAAAUGACUGAUAAAUAAAGUGAUGCUCAAUUAAGCAAACUCGACAGUUAUAGGUCGAAUAACUUGAUUA